AUGGCCCUGCAGCCUUACCAGGACGAGGAUUUGAAUUAUUUCAAAUUUUCUUCCCUUGUGCUCAAAGAAUUCCCAAAAGCCUUGAGACAGACGUUUAAGACGAUGUGGGACAACACCCAUGGACGUCAUCCUGGUUUUCAGGAAUGGGAUGAUUCUUCUACCGUGAGAAAUUUGUUUGCCACUGCAGAGGGUGGCAGAACCAAAGUUCCUGUCCAUCAGUCAUAUCACGAAUGGGAUUGCACUGCUUUGUUCCAGGCCACUAUCUACUCGCGAGUCUUCGCCGUACCUCACGGGACGCUAAAUGACGUGUAUGUUAAGCCUCGUGGACUAUCACAUGGCCAUUUUCAUCCGUCCGUAGUCAGCACAACCGGAAAUAAUGAGGAAACUCAGGCACUAGCAAUAGAUCAGUUGCGCCUUUUGAGGAAUUCCCUUUGUCACUCGACCAGUUCCAAGAUAACCAAGGUAACCUUUGACCAGUACGUGAAACACGCCAAGGACGCGUUCCAAGCGCUGAAUGUCUCUACAGCUCCUAUUGAUGCUGUUGGUAGUUUAUUAGAGUCAGACUUUCCCAUAAAUGAAGUCCGCAGACUUGAGCAGGCUAUCAAAGAAGAAUAUAAAUCGUAUAUAAGGUUUCUUGAAAGUGUGAAGGAAAAAAUGGAAAGCGAUAUU
Molecule: messenger RNA, 669 nt
Organism: Porites evermanni
Lineage: Eukaryota; Metazoa; Cnidaria; Anthozoa; Scleractinia; Poritidae
Source: the annotation of a GenBank genome assembly